UUUUUGGCGGCGCGUUCGAACCGGAAGUUUCACCUUACUUACACACAUGUAAUCCUGUUCCCUAUUCCGGCUGAAGAAACGUUGAUCGUCUCCCCCUCAGAUGAAGGAGCCCAGGAUGGGAACUCUGAAGCCACUGACAGCCCUUUGGCUGCUCCUGCUCGUAGCACACAUAGCCCAGGCAGCGAGAGAGAAUCCCCUUAAGGAUCCGCGCAUUUGCGGACGCCCACAGUGCCAAAUCGAGAAUGCCAAGUUCAGUUAUGGCGAAUUCCAGUACAAAUACGAUUACACGGUGGCCGUGCGAACCGAGUUCGCCGGUUCUGGUGACAAUAGUUCAGAUCUCUUGCUAAAGGCCAGUCUGGAGAUAUUCUUCCCGAAACCCUGCGAGGGUUACUUGCGGAUCACCGAUGCCAAGCUCUAUGACACAAUGGACGACGCCGUUUUGUCUGGAAACGAAAGUGACGCCGUCACCGAGGAGCCGAGGGAUGUGUACGAUUACUACGAUAACGCUGGCAGCGAAGAGGCUGAGAAUGAGAGCUUCAAGGACCUGCACCCCAAGAGCAUUAGUCUGCAGCAGGACCUCGGCAAGAACCUGCUGCGGUUCUCCUAUCACGAUGGUCUAAUCAGUGAAGUGUGUCCGCAAGAACAGGAGACACCCUGGGUGCUCAACAUCAAGAAGGGCAUUCUGUCGGCCUUCCAGAACACCAUGAUGCGUUUCGACGUGGACUCAAACACCACAGAGACGGAUGUUUCUGGCCAGUGUGAUGUGCAGUACUUCCUAGAGGACACGGACAGUGUGUAUGUUAAGAUUAGGAAGACGAAGGACAUUGCAUCCUGCCGACAGCGCUAUGCCACACACUCGGUGCUGCAGACAACGCCGUAUACCUUCCGCGAUGACAAGACCAUCUGGCCCAUUCUCAAGUCUGAGAGUUAUUGCAAUUUAACCAUUGACAACAACGUCUAUCGCGAUAUUAGCUGUGAGGAGACCCACCUGCUGGUGCCCUUCUCCAAUGCCAGCUCUGGCGCCUUGACCACCAGUCGCAGUCACCUCAUCCUAAAGGGCGAGGAUCCCUACAGUGUUAGCGAGUUCCUGGAACAGAAUCCCGAGCUGGUGGAGCGUCGGGCCACCUUGAUCUUUGAUCACACUCCCGCGGUGAAGCCCACUCAUGAUGAGAUCAAGGCUGCCCGGGAGCUGUUGGUGCAGAUGUGUGCCGUCGGCUUUCCCAAUAUUCAGCGUGAGUUUAUCGAUGUCUUCACUAGCUUCCUGCAGACUUCCAAAAGUCUAGACUACAAAACCCUGUCCGUGUUGCUCCAGCGUUCGGCCAGUACCUGUGAUCAGGGAAAAAACCAUGUCCUGGAAUCCCUGCCCUACAUUGGCAGCACUGCCUCGUACCAGGUAAUGCGGGAUCAGAUCAUUAGUGGGAAGCUACCCAAGGAGAAGGCCCACAGCUGGAUGACCUCGCUCUCCUUCAUCACACGCCCGGACGAACAGACCCUGGAGACCUUCUACACAAUCCUCGAAUACGCCAAGAACAAAUUGGAUCCGGAAUAUACCCUCGGAGCCACCGCUGUGGUCCACAGCUUCUGUAAGCACCACGAGAACUGUGAGGAGAACAUGCGUGUCCAGCAGGUCAUCAAUUUGCUGGAGACCGAGUUCCUCAGCCUUUACAAUCUGUUCAAGGGCGAUCGCCGUAACCGUGAGCGAAUGGUUGUCCUGCUCAAGGGUUUGGGCAAUGUGGGUGUAAUCUCUUCGGCCUUUGCCGAGCAACUGCAGUGGAUAAUCCGGGAUGCAGAGGCCUCAGUGGAUCUCCGUCUGCAGGCCAUUCUUGCCUUCCGACGGGUGGACUGCCUCCGGCAUCGCACCUUCUUCCUGGACAGCUAUGCGAACUAUACAUUAAACUCGGAGCUGCGCAUCUACAGCUACCUGCAGGCCAUGCGGUGUCCGGAUUACAUUUCCGUGGGUGCCAUCAAGGCGGUGCUGGAACACGAGCAGAUCAACCAGGUGGGCUCCUUCGUGUGGUCACACCUCACCAAUCUGGCCAAGUCGAACUCACCGGUUCGCAUCGAGGCGCAGGGGUUGCUUCUCAAUGACGAACUCUCGGAUCGCUUCAAGUUGGACAUCCGCAAGUUCUCGAGAAACUACGAGCACAGUUUGUUCUUCGACGAAUACAACUUUGGCACCACCACGGAUGCGAAUGUCAUCUUUGGCACGGAUUCCUAUCUGCCGCGGAUCGCAAGUCUCAACUUUACCGCCGAUCUCUUUGGACAGUCGGUGAACUUCUUUGAGUUUACGGCCCGUGCCGAGGGAUUGGAGGAAAUGGCGGCCGCGGCCUUUGGUCCAAAGGGUCCUCUGAGUGGUGAACUGCUGCGCAAGAAGCUAUCGUUCCUGAACCGCUGGCUGGGUAAUGAAAGUGCCGAGGAGGAUGACACCAUCGAGAAUCUCUUGGGUCUGGACAACCUUCGGUUGAAGAGGAAAGCAACACAGCCUGCGGGUGGUGCAGAUGAUACCGAUGAGGAUGAGGAUUAUGACUACGAGGAGUCCCUGAGUGGAUCCAGGCGGCACAAGCGGGAUGCCGGCUCGGCACGGAAGCAGGAAAUCGAUCGCAGUGUGGAUAGUCUUGGUUAUAAGCUGAAGUAUGACUACAAGAAUCCACGGGCGCAGUUCGGUCUCCGGAUCUUUGGCAACGAUCUGCAGUACUACAAUGUGGAGAACAUGGUGGAAGUGAUGGCUCUGGCCGCCCAGUUCAAUCCCUUCCAGCAGGCCCAGAAAGUGCUCUCCGGCAAGGAGUUUAGCUACACAAAGUCGCGGGUCUUUUUGGAUGCUUCCUACACAGUUCCCCUGGCCGUGGGUCUUCCGCUGGCCAUUCAUGCAUUCGGAGCUUCGUCGGUGGAUUUACGCAUCAGCGGCAACUUGGAGGAGAUGGAUCCACCCACUGAUUGGCACUUUAAUGUCCAAGGUCAGUUCAAGCCCUCCGUUUCCGUAGACGUAAUCACCACCAUGCAAACGGACAUGUUCUGGGAGCAGUCGGGCAUCAAGGUGAAGAGCAACCUGUACUCCAACUCGGAGGUGGAGGCCAACCUGAAGGUGCGUGGUCGCAACCUGGUCUCCUUCUCCUUCAAUCUUCCCCAGGACCAGAAUGAAAUUUUCAGUGUGCGAUCCGAGCUGCUGGUGCACAAGCGGGAAGAGGAGGUGCCCCAGGCGGGCAUUGUCAAUCGCAGUGCCAACUCCACUUGCACGUGGCCCGUGCUGGAUCAGGCCAUUGGCCUGCAGAUGUGCUCCCACUACAGCGUCCCGGAUCUGAGCAAUGCCACGGAGAUUUAUCCCAGCCUCCUGCUUGCCGGUCCCCUCAACUUUAGCCUGAUCCUCAAGAAAUCGGAUCUAAGCGCCAAGAAGUACAAGUUCGAGUACAAAUGGGAUCAGCAGGAUCUGGACAAUAACUUUUCGUUGGUGUUCACCACCCCGGGUUCCAAGGUGCCGCGCGUCCUGGUCGCCAAUGUGACCAAGGUGCCAGAGGCCUUCAACGCCUCCGUGGCCUUUGUGAGGGGCCCGAAUCGUGUUUCUGCCGGAUGCAGCUAUGAUGGCAAUCCCGAUUUCCGGCGACUGGAUGUCUACCUGGAUACGAAUGGCAAUCGAUCACUGGAUUUGGGCAUGGAGCUGCGAAGAACGCAGGAUUUCACUGCCUGGAUAUAUAAUCCUCGCAUGCUGCUGGCCAUCAAUGGGGUGAACAUCACCGGACUGGCCGGCACUGUCAAGGUGAACGAGAAGAAUGGGAUCAAGCAGCACGACGUGGAUCUGUCCUUCGAAACCAAGAAGCUGCAGGCUGUCAUCAAGGGCAACAUUGUCCAGAGCGAAGUGACGACCUCAACCAACAUGACCAUAAAGUAUAGGUUCCAAGCCAACAAAAUUGAGGAAAUUAACUUUGCCGGCAAGCUGGUGGACAGUGGAGACAAGGCCAAGACGGAGUACCGUGGCAACAUGAAGCUCCAGACGACGGCCUAUCCCAAGCUUAACUUUGCCUCGGAGGCCACCUGGCUGAGUCUGCAGGGACACACAGAGGGAGUGAUCACUUAUAACAAUGCUCCUCCCGACUACGUGGAUCCCAAUUUCACGAGCCUGUUGCGUUUGAUCUUUGCCCGCUCCCACUCGGAGGACUCCGUCUGGGAGGGUUCACGCACCAGGGCGAGUCUAGAACUGAAGCUGCCCAGAUCUAAGAUCGACUACCGCAUCAUGGUCAAGCAUGAGGAGCGCAUCAAGAACGGAACCGAGCAUAAUGUGAUUGUGGGUCUAAAGUAUGCUCCGGAGAAGGAGGUCACGGGUCUCUUUUCGGUGCAUCUGCCACGCAGGAACCUCUUUGCCAUUGAUGCCUACAUGAAUGUAACAGUGCCGGAGUUUAAUUCGUGCACAGCCCGGUUGAAAGUGAACGAGAAAGCCACCAAGGAUUACAUUAUCUUCAUCAAUGGCUCCUGGUUCACUGGGCACUCGAUUGCCAUUAAAGCCAACUACAAGGAUCGCAGUUCACGCGUCCAGGCCCUGCAUCACCUCAAGAUGAUUGUGGAGAGUCCUUCGUUUGAGCUCACGUCCUUGAAUAUCGUUUAUCGUCGCAACCAGCUACUGAUCUUUUACGAUCUACAGGCGAAGUAUGGCAAGGAUCCCUAUGGUUUAACAAUACACCACACCGCCAAUGCACACAAUCGCAACUCCAAUGCGGAGGUGCGACUGAAGAUCAAGGAACGCGACUACUGGAUAAAUGCCAAGCUACUGUCCGAGCAACUCAAGCUCCUCAAUCUGGAACUGCACAUAGACAAGAUACGUGAUGUUCACAUCAAGGUCGGACUUCUGAAUGUGGAGAAGCGCAAGGAGCUCUCCCUCGAGCUGAAGUGGGACGCCAACCGGGAUCCCAGCCAAAGAUUGGGUCUGCUGGCAGAGUACAAUAAUCCGGGAACGAAACACUACGAUGCCAACGUGAUGGUCACUUACCCGGAACGCACAAUUAAUUUUGGCUUUAAUGCUUUCACCGGAGGACCCAAGUACUUUGGCAAGGCUCAUGCCUCCUGGAGCAUCACUGAGGUGAUUGAAUUUGACUAUGAUGCUGGCAUUCUGCCUGAUCAAACGCUCCACAAUUGGGUGCGCGCCGAGCUAAGGACACCCUUUGAGGGCUGGCGCACUAACAGCCUUGAGGCUGGCGUUUACAACAUGGACAACUUGAUCCUUGUCAAUUCCACUCUCUUCUGGGCGGAUGACCAGAAGCUGCAGGUGGGCUACAAGAGCGACUAUGACAUCAACAAUCAGCUGGUGAGCUUCGAUGUGCGAUUCGGCAUCAAUAGCACCAUCAAGGACAUACCCACGAUCAAUGUGAAGGUUGUGCACUGGCAGGAUGCCAAGAAGGUGGACACGGAGCUGUACCUGGGCUACAGUGGCAACGAUACCUUUAAUACAUACGGCAUGGAUUCAAGUUGGGAAAUCAAUCGGAAUCAGCACUACCACAACGUCUCCGGCUUGGUGCAUCUGAUCAGUCCGUUCAAGGGCUAUGAGAAGGGUGGCCUGGUGGCCCAAUUCUCGCUGAGCGACCAGAGAGCCGUAAGUGGAGCUGCUUCUCUCAACUUUGAUGUCCGGGAGUUCACCCUGACCAUGGAUGGUUACGUCAAGAAAUUUACAGACAACAUGCUGACCAUAAAUAUUACCACUCCGCUGGAGAAAUUCCCCACCAUCAACGGUCGCUUUGGUCUGAACGAGAAGAAGCGUCAUGCCGUGGCGGAGGUGAGAGCUCCCACUGCUGCAUUGGGAGUGGAGGCCCUGGCAGACAUCAAGAAUCUCCUGAACUUUGAUGUCAAACUGAGUCUGGCCACGCCCAUCGAGAGCUUCCAGCAGGCGGCCAUCUUUGCCCAGUUCAAUCCUGAACGGGCGGAUAUGCGUGGAUUGUGGAACAAUGCCACUCUGGGAUUCACGGGUGUGUGGCACAUGCAGAACCUGACGGACUUUGAGUACUCCUACAUGGUAUUCACUCCAUUGGCUGGCUUCGAGAAGAACGGCUUUGUAGCCCAACUCCUGAAACGGGAUGAGUUUGUAUUCAAGCUGCAUGGCAAGUUCUCGAACUACAAGCUCGGCGUGAAGAUCAAUGGGAAGCCCAAGUCGGAGUUAAUUAACCAACUGGGCAACAGUAAGAUAGAGUUGGAGAUGCUCUACGAUGCGGACUUUAAGCCCCUGAACGCCGAGAUGGACUACAAGCCGGAUCCGGAUGAGGAGUACUUCUCAUACUUCACCGACUUCCAACUGGACACUCUGGUUUGGCCCACCAUCGUGGGCACGGUGGACAUUCAGGAGAUCAUUGAUUUCUACCUGGUUGUGGGUCAUGUUCAGCUACCGCAGGGAAAGCUGGAGUUCAAGGAUCGUCUCCAUUAUCCUGACUACCUUAAUGUACACAAUCUGUUGACCGUAUCUACUCCGUUUGCUGUGGCCCAGGAGGUCAAGUCAAUUGUGGAAUAUCACAUCGAUUUGCAUUUCAACUCCUUCUACGAGCGGGUCAAGUUUAUGCUGAACGAUGACAAGGACCUGCCCCGAGAACUGGGCUUCGAGCUGAACUACACCAAACUGCAGGACAAUGUAAAGCCCAAGGCGCAUGAUGUCCAGCUCAAGCUCAUCACACCCUACGAGUUGCUCCAGGAGAUUGAUAUUCAUGGACGACUGGAACUGGAUGAUAAUGCCUAUAAGGGCAACAUUACCUCCACCACGGCGCAUACACAUCUUUCACUGGCCGCCUCUGUGGAGAACGAAGACAACUUCCUGGAGACCUCAGUGGGUAUUCUUUUGGAAACGGAUGUCAUUCCGCAUUAUGCCUGCCAGGUCUAUUUCAAGAAGGACUUCUCAGCCGUGGACAAUGCCAUCGAUAUUCGCUUCGAGGUCACUGAUAAUGGCACUGUUAAUCAGCUUCACAUAGCAACGGAUUGGCACACGGAUCCCUCGUAUAUCGUUAAUGCCAAUGGCAGAAUAAGUACCACCAUGUUGCCGCUGCAAGUGGCAUCCACUUCUGUUGUGGCCACUCGCGGUCAGAGCCCACAGCUUAGCUUUGAUUUGAACUUCCUUAGCCAGGAUGGCAAGAGCAUUGCCUAUGGCACAAGGGCCAACAAGAAGCAAGAUGUCUUCAAUAUUGAGGUGUGGACGCCACUAAAGAACUUCCGGAACAUCUCCAUGCAUGGCACUAUCGCUAAGAAUCCUCGCGAUGCUGAACGUUAUGAUGUGUCCGGAUACCUUUACAGGAAUAUGGCCACUUAUGGCAUCACAGGAGCAAUUCGAAUGUCUGACACCCUACCCAUCGAUGCCACUCUGAGAGUGCAGCCCAAGGCCGGAGGAAGGGAUGGAGUAAUUGAGUUAAAUAUCCAUGAGGCGGGACCAAAAAAAAUCCGUUUCUCAUUCAGUGCCAUCGAGGAUGGCAAGAUGUGCCAAAUUUCCGGCGGAUACAGUAUCAAUGAUCCCAAAGGAGCCAUGGAUUUCUCCGUGUUGGUGGAGAGUACAGAGCCGGAGAUAGCCCGCAUCAAUUUCAACGGAAACCUAAAGCCCACCCCCAAGGGAUCAUUGAUGGGUGACAUUAACUUGGAGACGCCGUGGAAGGAGCUGGGCAUCGAUUCGGUGAACCUACACUCGGAUGUGGGAGUCACCAGCACUGGUGGCAACAUAAUUGGCGAAUACAAGAUCGGCAAGUUCAUAGGACGCGGCAGUUGUCUGUGGUCCUGGAUCCUGGGCGAAAACGUGCAACUGAUCCUGGAGAGCUACCUGGAGCGGCCCAGUUCCCAACCCAGAAUCGUCCACGCCAGUGCCAAGUACUUGAAUCCGAAUCAGACUUUCCAGCAACUGCAGACUGGCGGCCGCCUGAGUGUCGACUCCAAGUGGAACCUCGAUGUGAACGGCAGUUUGCACUUCAAGUCGGUGGAUGACUUUGAAUUUAAGGUGCUCACCGAACUGCCUCUGCCAGUUGGGGAUCGUCACGAGCUACGUGCCCGCUACGAUGGCAAUGUGAUUAGCAAGCAAUUCGUGGAGCCCAAGUUCUUCCUUGAGGCCAGCUACGAAGCUCUGGAGGCGCAGAAAAGGAUUCUGUCCCGAGUGUCCUUCAGCAAUAAGACCAGCGAUCUGCACGGAUUGGCCCACUUUGAGUGGGGCCAGCUACAAGCUCUAUCCAUCGUGGAGGGAGAUUUCGAGUUGCUCCAGAAGGAGGGGGACCGUCGCGAGUUUUCCGCCAAGAUGAUCACACCCAAGUUCAAGGACGAGCACACCUUUGCCCUGGCCGGGCACUACAACAAGCAGGAUACGGACUACUACAAUGUGGUUUGCGCUUUGGACUAUCCUGAGAGUCGUCGCAUCACCGACCUGGACGUGUCCUUUAGCUCGCUGAGCAACAUGCAUGGCAAUUUCAACAGCACCAUGCCAUCGUUCCUCAAUGUCAGCUGGUUUAAGACCGAUUUUGAGUUCACUACCAAGAGUGGAAAGAGCUACCGCUACUGCCGCUGCGCCUGGCCGCAGGACUCGGCAUACUUUAAACUGAAGAGCACCUAUGACAGCGACGAUGCCAAUGGCAACCACAAUCUCAAUGGUAACGUGGAGGUAGAAGUUCCUCUGGCCACUCGCCAUCGGGCGGAUAUCAAGUAUGGCCUGCAGAAGAGACGCAACCAGGACUUGGGCAACAUUCUGGUCGUCUACAACGAUAAGCAGGCGCUAGAUGGCAAGUAUAAGCGUCUUGAGCAGCAGAAGCAUCCCAUUUACAAGGAGACCACGGACAUUACACUGGAGAAUGAUAUGAAGCCCCUGGGCAUACACUAUGUCAACACGAGGGACUCCAGCGAUCCCGCUGGCACCCAGGAUAUCAAGCACUUUGAGGUCUUUGAACUGCGAAAUACUCAAAACUUUAAUUUGACUGGAGAACUGCAUACUCGGACAACGCUUCAGGCCCAGGACUUUAAGGUGGUGGCCAUUCAUCCCAACCGAGCUGUGGUGCUGAGCACCAAGUACGAAGAUGUUAGCCCUGAGGUGGUGAGGCAGCACACCAAGCUGGAAUUAUCCGAGACGGCAUGGAUAGGCUAUAACCUGGAACUGGGCAACUUUAGCAAGGUUGGCAACGAAUCUCAGAGCUUUGCCCUGGAGAUCUUCUACCCCAAGCGUAAUCUCUCGUCCUCGGGCCGGUACUCCUUGACGGACAAGCACUUCAAUUCGGACCUCUCCUUCCACUGGGCGGGUGGUGACUACGAUCGUCAACCCAAAACGAUUCACAGUAAUCUGCAGUGGACGGCAGAGCCACUGCGUCGAGGAGAUCGCGAGCAUCGCACAUUUGCAUUAACAGUGGCACAUCCUCUUCUGGAGAAGGACAUCAAUUGCAAGGCAACAUACUACCGGGGAUUGCAGGAUCUUCUAAGGACACACCUCACCAUCGAUUAUUCAGACAGUCCCGAACAACUCAUCGAACUGGGUGCCCAGCUGACGGAUCACUUCAGUGAACUGGGCCACACAAACUACACCUUCGAGCUGUAUGGGAAGCACAUGGCCUCCGAGCUGGAUGUUCAGCUGAAUGGAACAUUGGCGGCCAGGAACUCAUACUACAAGACAGAGUCCACGGCCCAUUACAAGCGGGAAAUGUUCCCGGCAAGAUACGGCAAGUUCUUGGCCCUGCUGGAUGUGACCAAGCGGGAACUGGAGUACGAACGUCAGUCCCCAUUCCAUACGGUGCGUGUGCAUCUGUUGCCAACCCUUCAGUAUCCGAUUUAUGGGCUGAACGCCACUCUGUGGGAUACACCGGAUACGAACCACUCGGGUUAUGUGUAUGUGGACUUGGCAGAGCGAUAUGCCCGCAUGGACUUUAACUUGUCCGAAGAUGCCACCCAGAAUCUCCAGAUGGUGGGCUACAUUCCAGACUCACGCAGUGCCUACCUGGAUAUCUGGCGUAACUACGAGGAGAUCCGCGUGAUCGAUGUGAGCUCAUACCUAAAGAUGAAUCAUUCGCGACUGAUCACUGGACGCUUCCAUUGGCGCCCGGCCAUUCGACAGGAUCUACGCGAGAAGGUUCAAUCCGUGGGCAAAUCCGUCUACAGCUCCUUCUCCGAGGGCAUAGACUUCUGGAUCAAGUCCAUAUACACGGAAACCACCGAGUCAAUGGGCGUCGUCUGGAACAAUGCCAAAGAGUACAACAAAGAUUUCAUCGAGGACAUUGGACAACUGAGCAUUCUGGAGGAGGAUCUGAACGACCUGCGUCUGUUCGUGAAUCAGUCGUACGAGGCUAAUGAUUUCUACAUCAAAAACGUGGUGAACUUCACGCUGACCAUCCUGGACGAGCUGGCCAUCAGGGAUCAUAUCGAGUCCCUGCCCAAGAUCUUCUCGGAACUGUGGCAGGCGAUGGGUGAUUCUGGCAAGGCUCUGCGCAACAGCAUCGUCUGGCUAAUAGAAACCAUCAAGUCAACUUAUAACAAUCUGUUGGAUGCUGUGAGUCGAUUCUUCCACGGCGAAAGCCUGUCGUAUAUAUCGGGUUUGCUGGAGAAGGGUAUUGGAAAAUACGACAGCUUUGUCAAGGAGCUGCACAUCAAGUUCAUCAAGUACAUUGAGAAUCUCUGGCACAAGACCUGGACACUGGCAGAGAAUCACUGGAAGAGCGUCUUAAAGAAGUUCGAGCCGCAUCUGUUCAAGAUGAUCAGCUUUAUUGAGACGACCGCAUGGAAUCUCAGCAAGGAGGUGUUCGACUUUAUCUACAAACGCACCAACGAACUGGCAGAAUCGCCCUACUUUAAUACAGUGUCCAGUUUCACUGCGGAUGCAGAGCGUCUGUAUAGGGACGUGAAGGCUAACGAUGCCAUCACCAACAUCAAAAAGUACUCGACGCUGGCAUGGAAUUUCGUCAAGGAGAAGUACUUCAAGCUGGUGCCUUUCGGUGCCGAGUUGAAUGAGGUGCUCACCGAAAUCUGGCAAGAGCUGAAAGAGCUCGAGAAGAUUGACCAGGUACAGAUUAUGGUACAAAAGUACAACGAGAUUGUAGCCAAGGUAGAGUGGGUGGCGGAUGAGCUGCAACUGGAGUAUCGUCUGCAUCAGGUGUACGGAAUGGUGAGCAAUAAGUUCCGAAAUUAUGCCAUGAAUGCCCUGGAGACGGCCGACAUGUACAGGGAGGCCAAGACAAAGUUCAUCUUUGAUCCUGAGGUUGGCAUCAUCGAUCUGGAACAGAAGCUACCAAUGUCAUGGCACGCCUUCAAUGAGACCCCGAAAUUUGAGGAGAUACCCGAGUACCAGGUGCUGGCCAAGGCGCAGAGUUUCUUCAGCGAAACCAAUUCCUCGAUUGUCAUGAAGUUGUACAAUAUGCGGGCCCAUCUGGAUCCCAAGACUUGGCUCCCACCCUACUAUUCUCGAGCCUUGCUCAUUGACUCGCGGCACUAUAUGACCUUUGACCAGCGCUAUGUGGGUCUGAACCUUAACUUUGAGGAGUUUGGCAAUGGAAGACCGAAUGCCCAGUGCAGAUAUCUUCUGGCCCAUGAUUUCUUCAAGCGCAAUUUUACCCUGCUGCUGGAACCUGCUACCAAAUCCCUGACUGGCCAAGGACUCACCCGCAAGCUGAGCUUCAUAGCCAAUAAUCAACUGAUUGAGAUCGAUCUGGGCACAGAUCACAUCAGCAUCAAUGGCGAUCCGCAACCCAUUCUCCCCCUGAAGCUAGAUGCUGUGAGCAUCCAUCGUGAUCUGGACGUGCUCUCGAUUAUCUCGGAUACCGAGUUCAGCCUGCAUUGUAACGUUCAGUUCGAUCUCUGCUGGUUCGAGGUCAGCGGCUGGUACUUUGCCAGGACGGCGGGAUUACUGGGCACCUUGAACAACGAACCCUCCGACGAGUACACCAUGUCCAAUAGUUUGAUUGCCAACGACACUCAGGAGUUUACAGACUCAUGGAGCCUGAGGCACUGCCGACAGACGGAGUUCGCCAAGACGCAGGAGAUUAGUAAGGAGGUCAGCGAGACAUGCACUAGUUUCUUCCGAACAGGAAUGCUUGCCAGUUGCAGCGCCGUCCUGGAUCCCACACCCUUCUACGAGAUGUGCCUGGAUCUGGGCAUGAAAUCGCCACCAAUACGCAAGGGACAUCCGGCAGUCAAGGGAGCAUGCUCAGCGGCCUUGGCCUAUAUCGAGGCCUGUACAGUUCUAAAGGUGCCUAUGCGAGUGCCAUCGCAGUGUGUGUUCUGCCAACUCUCGAAUGGUUCUUAUGUUCCCGAGGGCACUUUCAUGGAACUGAGCGGCGGAGAAAUACCACACAGCAGCGAUGUGGUCUUCCUGGUGGAGGCCAAGGACUGUAAUGCCAAUCUCAAGACAUCCAAGAGCAUAAUGACCGUGGUGGCAAGCAUUGAAGAGCAGCUGCAGGCCGCCAAGCUGACCAACAAUCGAUAUGCUGUAAUGGCCUUUGGCGGAGUAGCUCCCUAUGACAAGGCUAGGAGCGUUAUAUACGAGCACAAUGUGUUCACCUCCAAGCCGGAACAGCUGGCGGAAUACUUUGGACACAUCAACACCGGAAAUGGCACCAGCAACGACAUCCUGAUGGCCAUUUCCACGGCAGCGAAGCUCAACUUCCGUCCCGGUGUGUCCAAGACCUUUAUCCUGCUCUCCUGUAGUAGGUGUGCGGCUAAGGACAUGCGCUUCGAUUACACCUCCAUUCAGCAAUACAUGCUGGAGGAGGGCAUCACCCUGCAUGUUCUGGCAGACACGGAGUUUGACUUUGAGAGCAGCAAGAAGCUGCGCCACUUCUUUGGCCUGGACCGCAAGCUCAUCUUCUCGAAACGAUUCCCCGAGGGCGACCUGGAGACCCGGAAUUCCACCUUUAUACCCAAGAGUACUCUGGGUAUCUGCACGGCUUUGGCUUUGGAGACGAACGGUUCUGUGUUCAGUGCCCGGAAGCUGCAGCCGGAGCGCAAGUAUCCCAUCAAGCGAUUUGCCACCAUCUUUGCCAAGCGCAUUGCCUCCAGUGCCAAUCCCAUUCAGAGCCAAACCUGCGAGUGCUCCGCUCAUAAUACGGGUGUGGCCUAUAUGGCCUGUUCGCCGCAAUCUCUGCCGGAGGAGAAGUACGAUCUGGAUGAUUAUGACUCCUUUAGCAACUGGGACUGGAGCGAUGAGCCUGAGGGCGAGGCCUAAGCUACGCUCUAGUUUUUAGUACUCCGCGAUUAGUUAGCUAGUUCAGUUAUGUCCACGCCGAAUGUAAAGUUUUUUUAUAAAGCAUAACCACGACAAGACAUAUUUUGUAAAAAAGAGAAGAAAUAAAUCAAUAAAUCACCAUUGUAAA
Drosophila serrata is the source of this 13271-nucleotide messenger RNA. RefSeq names its product Apolipoprotein lipid transfer particle (gene Apoltp). The record is from RefSeq and is a predicted model, not a curated record. Lineage: Eukaryota; Metazoa; Arthropoda; Insecta; Diptera; Drosophilidae. Gene Ontology annotation, molecular function: lipid carrier activity. Gene Ontology annotation, biological process: lipid transport.